CCUCGGCCAGAGCCGGCUCCAGGACCCCCCGCCUUCUGCGGCCCCGGAGCUGGGGACCAGGGGUGCGCCUUUUCCUUUGGGGGGAUGAGGAGGACAGAGCGUUGCCUAUCCGUUUCUUUGUUUCGGGGAAAUCUCUGCAGCCCCGGAGUGUUACCUGAACUCCUUCUACUUCUUGGUUCUCUCCCGAGGUGGGGAGAAACUGGAAACUCGCUGUAGAUUCCGGGAGCGAUAGGCCGGCGCGGCGGGGACGGCGGGGACAGGGCCCCCGGGCGAGGCGCGAACGGCUCGGCCGUUCCGGGGAGGGACUGGCCCACAGCCCGGAUCAGAGCCGGGCCGCCCGGGCACCGGGGUCCGCAGGAAGCCGCCGGGGAGGAGCGCUCCUGGCCCCGGCCGCGCGCUCCCUGCCGGGGACAAGGACGGGGCCGCCCCGGCGCUCCGGUCCACCGCACGCCGUCAGGCCCGGACCUGGACAGUGGCUGCGGGGCUCAGCGCACCGGCCUGGCCGUGGACAGGCGUCCUGCCCGUGGCCCCACGUGCUCUGCGGAAGAAUUGCCUUAUGGCCCCAAAGUUCGUGCGUCCACACCCCAGAGGGCAUUUGCCAGCCCAGAGCCCUGAGCGGUGUUGAAGCGGUCACCCCCACCCAAGGGCACAGCCGGGUGGCCUGGAAUCCCAAAGCCGGAAUCCCUUUCCAACGCACAGGGGAGGCGGGGAGCAGUCAAGAGGAAUCCUAGUGGCUUAUUUGGGAGGGAAAUGAUAGCUGGGAGGCGCAGGUCCACCCGGUGGGCAGGCAUCACCAGGGGCUCGGCCCUGACACCUCGGACCCCUAGAUUCCAACUGGCGCAGCAGUUCCGGGGCUAAGAUGGGCACACCCAGGGGGGCGCUGGCCUUUGUGCUCCUGGCCUAGCAGCUACAGAGCCUCACCCGGGUCAUGGAAACUUACAAAGGCCGCCUGGAGGGAGUUUUAAGGUGUUCAGGAACCCUGAAGUGAGGGUUGUUGACUUAGCCUGGGAGGUGGGGGGAGGUUCUCCCGGAAGCGAGGCCGGUGCCAGCCUCCCCUGAAGGCCGGUAGGGGCUGGGAACGGGGACAAAGAUUACCCAGGCCCAGGAACCUGGGGACGCAGGCUCUCAGGCUGCCGCUGCUGGGUCGUCUUGAACGUUCCGGAUCUGUACCAUUACCUGAUGCUGCUGAUAAACUCAGGAUGGCUUUAAACUCAGGGCCCCCGCCAGGUGUCGGACCUUUCUACGAAAACCAUGGAUACCAGCCUGAAGGCCUGUACCCCCCGCGGCCCGCCGUGGUCCCCGGCGCCUACUCGGUGUAUCCGGCUCCCUACUACCCACCCGCAGUGCCCCAGUACGCGCCGAGGGUGCUGACGCACGCUUCCACGCCCAGCAGCCACACGCAGCCCAAGUCCCCGUCGGGGACAGUGUGCACCUCAAAGGCGAAGAAAGUGCUGUGUAUCACCUUCACCCUGGGGGCCGUCCUGGCGGGAGCCGUGCUGGCCGCCGUCCUGCUCUGGAAGUUCAUGGAGAACAAGUGCUUGGUGUCCGGGAUCGAGUGCGGGUCCUCGGGAACCUGCGUCAGCCCCUCUCACUGGUGUGACGGGGUCCUGCACUGCCCCAGCGGGGAGGACGAGAACCGAUGCGUGCGCCUCUACGGACCGAACUUCAUCCUCCAGGUGUAUUCGUCCCAGAGGAAGUCGUGGCACCCCGUGUGUCAGGAUGACUGGAGCGAGGGCUACGGAAGGGCCGCGUGCCAGGACAUGGGCUACCGGAAUAGUUUCUAUUCUAGCCACGGAGUAGCGGAUGACAGUGGGGCCACCAGCUUUAUGAGGGUGAACACAAGUGCUAACCAUAUGGAUCUCUAUAAGAAACUGUACCACAGUGAUGUCUGUUCGUCAAAAACGGUGGUUUCUUUACGCUGUAUAGAGUGCGGGGUCACCGCGAAGAUGGGCCGCCAGAGCCGCAUUGUGGGCGGGAGCAGCGCCGCCCCGGGGGACUGGCCGUGGCAGGCCAGUCUGCACGUCCAGGGCGUCCACGUCUGCGGAGGCUCCAUCAUCAGCCCCGAGUGGAUCGUGACGGCCGCCCACUGUGUGGAGGAACCACUGAACAACCCACGGCACUGGACGGCCUUCGUGGGAAUUUUGAAGCAAUCUUUCAUGUUCUAUGGACACGGGUACCGAGUGGGAAAAGUGAUCUCCCACCCGAACUAUGAUUCCAAGACCAAGAACAAUGACAUCGCUCUUAUGAAGUUGCAGACGCCUCUGACUUUUGAUGACAAAGUGAAGCCGGUGUGCCUGCCCAACCCAGGCUUGAUGCUCGAGCCGGAACAGCCGUGUUGGAUUUCCGGGUGGGGGGCCACCCACGAGAAAGGGAAAACCUCGGACGAGCUGAACGCCGUCAUGGUGCCCCUCAUCGAGCCCUGGCGUUGCAACAGCAAGUAUGUCUACAACAACCUGGUCACGCCGGCCAUGAUCUGCGCGGGCUACCUGCAGGGGACCAUCGACUCCUGCCAGGGUGACAGUGGAGGCCCCCUGGUCACUAUGAAGAGUCACAUCUGGUGGCUGAUUGGGGACACGAGCUGGGGAUCAGGCUGUGCCAAAGCCAACAGACCAGGCGUGUAUGGAAAUGUGACCGUAUUUACGGACUGGAUUUAUCGACAAAUGAGGGCAAACGGCUAAUCCGCGUGGCCUUUGUCCUCGACACCGUUCCACAAGAAGAUGAAGGGGCUGAGUUUUAACUCCCCGUGCGUGAUGUGCUGUAUUUUUAGAAAUGAUUCGAAGGUCCUUUCGUUGUUAUUAAAUAGUGUAUUUGUCUGUCUUCGGCACUCUCCAUAGUUCUGUGCAGGCCACAGGCCCACGCUCCUGGACGCCUGGUCUGCAAGGCGUGACCAGGCCCAGCGGGGUGUGGGCGCCCAGGGCCACCGCAGGGCAGAGGGAUAGAGGCCGCCCGGUGGGGUCUUCCUUCUAAGCCCACUCGGGGGGCCGAUGCACCUUUUGGAUGCGCCUGGGGCUGGUGACUUCUCAGCUGCUGGACGGCUUGAGACAGAAAGGGAAGAAAGCCGGGUGGGACUUUCAGGGUCAGCCUGCUGGGGUCAUUGCUAGGGAGGGCCAGUCUUCCCCCACCCCCUCGGGGGUUUUCGCUGAUCAUUUUUUAGUGCCUUCUUAGCAGCCCUGGAUGGUGGCUGAAAAUAAAGGGACCAGCCCUUCACGGGUCAAGAUGUAAAGGCAGCAAGAACCUUCUCUCCCGCUCAACAGGGUGAGAGUGUAGACAGACCCCUCGGGGCAAGGGAAGUCCUUGCAAACGCAGACGCCACUGUAUUUGGGGCUGGGCGCCCCCGGGGAGAGCCAGCCCCACUCCCCCACCCUCUUCCCUUCAGAUUGUGGGGUGCGGGGGAGUGGGGUGCUGUGCUGACCCUCUUGGGGCCUGCUGAUUACACGGAAAUUGAGGUCACCCCCUGGGAGGGGGGGCGGGAAUCAGGGAUGUGUGAUUAAAGAUACACUGUUUCCAUGUAAAGUUCCUACGUGUUACUACCUCAGUGCUCCGGGAGUCUUGGCUGUGAUGUCUCUAAGUAGUUGCUACAUUGGCUCUUUGACACUCUUGGCCUUGCCAAGUGGGCCGCGCGCGGGGGACUUGAGGCGCUUUCCAAAGUGUUCUGUGCCGGGGGUGUGGCUUGUGCUGGCCACAGAGAGGAGAACCUGUGGCCCCUUCCAGCCCCUCAGGCUUCCCCGGGAGGGAGGGAAGGGCUGGGGUUGAAUUGCCGAGUGUGGAGCCUAAUGGCCUCUGCGCUGAGUCCUGCUUUUGGGGGGGGGGGGUGCUGCCUCCUCUCAAGCGCACUGGUUUCCAAGAAGGAAAUGAAGGAUCCCACCACCUAGGGCUUAGCCCGGAGGGCUAGGGCUUAACCUUGAAGCGGGAGGCGGUGGCGGCCCCACUCCCCGGAUGGAUGCUUCCGUUCCGCGUGACCCGCCACACCGCGAGGGGCCCGCUCCCCGAGCCGGAUCUUAAAAUGCAUUGUCGUGGCGAGAACGUGUUGCGUCCCUGGCUUCUUUUUAUGUGACGCCUGUUUGUCCUCUGUUUUGUACCUUUUUUAAACUGUAAAAUUCAAUUGUGAAAUACUGUACAAAUAAAUUAUACAUUUGUUUUCCAAGGA
Felis catus (domestic cat) is the source of this 4147-nucleotide messenger RNA. It is a transcript of the gene TMPRSS2, whose product is annotated as transmembrane serine protease 2. Gene Ontology annotation, molecular function: serine-type endopeptidase activity; protein binding. The record is from RefSeq and is a predicted model, not a curated record. Gene Ontology annotation, biological process: protein autoprocessing. Gene Ontology annotation, cellular component: membrane. The transcript is spliced from 14 exons. NCBI's taxonomy places the organism in Eukaryota, Metazoa, Chordata, Mammalia, Carnivora, Felidae. The coding region runs from base 1200 to 2678 and encodes 492 amino acids.